GGAGAGUUCACGCGCCUGCCGGAUAGACGCGUCAAAGCUCUCGGCCUGGUCCUUUACCCUUGCCUCCGCGCCUUCUUGCCUAAUUGCAUUUGCUUCGCAGCACUUGCUUUUUGGCGUCUUUGCCGCGGCUGCUGCAGUACUCUUGUGCGAGCUCAGGGAGACGAAUAGACAUGGCCAAAGAACGGCACCCAGGCCAUGUCUAGAAGCUGCCCGCCGCAUAAGCCUUGACUUUUGCGGUGUCUGUGCAGAACCCACUUCCCAGAACAGGGCCAAGAGGGACAAUGUCCCGGCGGACUCAUCUGCAAUUUGUCACGCAAAAUUCACUAGAGAUUCACCACGUCUCAUGCUAACGCGUGUUAAAGCUCUAGGCAAAAACGUUACGUCUGGUGGCAGCGGAUAUUAGAAAUGAUUUGCUUGUCAUUCUGAAAGCACGGCUGUGCUUGACACAACAUCAAAAAUUUGAGUUCGUCCGUUUGCUCUCCUGGGUACACAGACACGGUGUUCUGAAGCACCAUUUUUGCGCGGUUGAUGUCCGAAUUUAAUUUCUGAACUUAUAGUUCGCCUAGCAGUCUUUUGCUGGGACGGAAAGGAUCCUCGUCGGUCACCAUCAUGAACAAGAAAGACUCGACGAUAUUUCUGAUUGCAUUUUUUUUCUUCGUCGUUAGAGUAUCUAUACUCCCAGAGACAGAAAGGUAAGCACCACCAUGCGGCGGUCCUCCCAACUCUGUGACGUGUCACAUUUCCAGACGCACCGCAUCAAAACGCGGCUCCCGACCUUCACAAAGCACAGUCUAGUCUGGAAUCCCGCCGCGCGGCGUUGCUGUGUCAACGAGUGGCACACGAGGCAGACGGAAGGACGUGCUGGUCGAGAACAGGACUACGUAGGGUCUCAGAGUAGUUCUUCUGCUUAUUCGGAGAACAACGACGCGUCGUUGGUACCACCAGCGGCAACGCCAGACACUUACAGCGGUGCCACAGGUUCUUUCGCAGAACAAGAUGCACUCGGUGGUGGCGUGGAGGUACAGGCGACGGCACCACUUGUGUCACAACCUGGCCUUAGAAUUUCUGUCUCGUCAUCGAGCACAUCAUUUGCUUCCAGUUCCUCUUCGACGAUUCGACUCACCGAUCACCUCCAGAAGUUCACUUUUGGAUCUCGCACGCAGGCACAAGCGUGGCUAGAAACCGGUCGGGUGACGAAUGGAAACACGGGAGAAGUGAUCUUGCGCGACUGUCGAAUACUGUCUGAAGUCGGAAUACGAGGGGCGAAAACUUCAGGAUCUUCUGGACGAGAAUUCCACCGAAAAACUUCCACGUCCAACCUUUUCGUCGACGGGCGUCCGCUGGAAUUCGAGACUUACCGUUUCUUUCGUGGCCCGUUCUUGAACUUGCCGCGGUGUGGUGGUGAUGAAGCUUUCUUCCGCGAGCACCAGAACACCGAACUUGGCAGGAAAUGCAAGCGGUUGAAGGUGUUUGGCAUGGAUUUAUUGCAGGCAGCGCCAAACAAACUGCAUACGGGGCUGCUGGUGCUCACGAAUGAUCCUGGAACGAAGCGGGACAUUUUGGAAGGAGGAGUCGAAAUUUGUUUUGCUGGUAACUCGAUGAUGUCAGAAGUUGAAAUCGAAAGAAUCGAAAAGAUAUACAAGUGCCGGAGAUUAUCGGACGUCAGACUUGCAGUGUCAAACGAACACGAUCACCAGCAUAAUUCGGCGACUGUAGCAGGGCGGCGUAAUGACGAACAUCUUUAUCUGAAGCCGCAGCUGCUCACUCAAGAAGGGCGUUGCGCUCUUGCGUUUUCAUCUUCUAGCACAGUGUGCAAGCAAUCUACCUUGCGUGGUCACAAUCGAACGAAUUCUGCACUUCAACCUCAUACCUUUGGACGCCUAAACUUCUUUCAUCUUGAGCAUGCACGGGCCUGGCUGCAAGACUAUUUCUUUCUUUCCGCAGUGGUCUAUCGACUGGGAAGGCGAAGCCUUGAAGAGAUGACGCCCGGCGAGAGGAAGCGGACCUUUAUUUGAUUUGAUUGGUUUGGAAAUCAGGAAAGCUAGUGGCCGCAGGACCGAGCAAUUUAAGAGAAUGCAAAUUAGACGCAAUUAACCGAAGGACAUGAACAAGAACGAAGCGGCACAGUGUGCUGCUUGAUCGCAUCACGCUUCGCCAAGCAAAAAAUGAUGCAGAUCAAUAAAUGAAAACCAAAGAAGAAGUAGCCAGCCACAGCGAGCGGCACCACCGUUCAGCUCCAGCACGACCAGCAGACCAUCAUGAUAUAAUCAAGUGAUACUUGAGUAGCUGCGCCGCUGGCUUUGCUUUUGCUCUUGUUGUGGUCUUGAACCUGCGCGCCGAUGUACACGUAAUUUUGAACUAUAGCAAAAACAGUAGCAAU
Amoebophrya sp. A120 is the source of this 2380-nucleotide messenger RNA. Lineage: Eukaryota; Dinophyceae; Syndiniales; Amoebophryaceae. The record is from the annotation of a GenBank genome assembly.